AAAAGAUGUGGCACCUUGGACACUAAAGUAGUGUGCCACUGAGGCGUUGACUGCAAUGGCAACUCUAGGUACAAUGACAGGCUUAGCGGUGCUUCUGGUUCUGGUGGCAGCGGCUGUGGGUUCCCACCAGCAGUCACUGGCUGACCCGCCGGUUUGUCCAGAGCGGAUCCCGGGCGUGAUACUCAACAUUACCUUCUACCCAAAUGAAGACGACUGCACCAAGUACUGGGAGUGUGACAACGGAAACCUUUAUAACGGAUCGUGUACUGAUGGCUUGAUUUGGAAUCCCAAUGUGGACUCUUGUGACUGGCCGUAUAAUUACGAUUGUCCUUAUGAUAGGAAACUACCUAUUGACGUCAUAGACUGUCCUCAGCCAUCCCCAGGUGAGAUUUUCAACGUUACUUUCUACCCCAAUGAGGAAGACUGCACCUUGUAUUGGGAAUGUGACAAUGGACUUUUGAGAAAUGGAUCUUGUCCUAAUGGUCUCAUAUGGAACAACGACUUACAGGCCUGUGAUUGGCCUUACAACUAUGACUGUCCCUAUGACAAGAAGGGACUUAUUGUCCUUUCAGAUGCCACUCCAGACUGUCCGCAGCCAUCCCCUGGUGAGAUUUUCAACGUUACGUUCUACCCCAAUGAGGAAGACUGCACCUUGUAUUGGGAAUGUGACAAUGGACUUUUGAGAAAUGGAUCUUGUCCUAAUGGUCUCAUAUGGAACAACGACUUACAGGUCUGUGAUUGGCCUUACAACUAUGACUGUCCCUACGACAAGAAGGGACUUAUUAUCCUUUCAGAUGCCACUCCAGACUGUCCGCAGCCAUCCCCAGGUGAGAUUUUCAACGUUACUUUCUACCCCAAUGAGGAAGACUGCACCAAGUAUUGGGAAUGUGACAAUGGACUAUUGAGAAAGGGAUCUUGUCCUAAUGGUCUCAUAUGGAACAACGACUUACAGGCCUGUGAUUGGCCUUACAACUAUGACUGUCCCUAUGACAAGAAGGGACUUACUGUCCUUUCAGAUGCCACUCCAGACUGUCCGCAGCCAUCCCCAGGUGAGAUUUUCAACGUUACUUUCUACCCCAACGAGGAAGACUGCACCACGUAUUGGGAAUGUGACAAUGGACUUUUGAGAAAUGGAUCUUGUCCUAAUGGUCUCAUAUGGAACAACGACUUACAGACCUGUGAUUGGCCUUACAACUAUAACUGUCCCUAUGACAAGAAGGGACUUACUGUCCUUUCAGAUGACACUCCAGACUGUCCGCAGCCAUCCCCAGGUGAGAUUUUCAACGUUACCUUCUACCCCAAUGAGGAAGACUGCACCUUGUAUUGGGAAUGUGACAAUGGACUUUUGAGAAAUGGAUCUUGUCCUAAUGGUCUCAUAUGGAACAACGACUUACAGGCCUGUGAUUGGCCUUACAACUAUGACUUCCCAUAUGACGAGAAGGGACUUAUUGUCCUUUCAGAUGCUACUCCAGAUUGCCCGCAGCCAUCCCCAGGUGAGAUUUUGAACGUUACUUUCCACCCCAACGAGGAAGACUGUACCAAGUAUUGGGAAUGUGACAAUGGACUUUUGAGAAAUGGAUCUUGUCCUAAUGGUCUCAUAUGGAACAACGACUUACAGGCCUGUGAUUGGCCUUACAACUAUGACUGCCCAUAUGACGAGAAGGGACUUAUUGUCCUUUCAGAUGCUACUCCAGACUGUCCGCAGCCAUCCAGGUGA
Schistocerca nitens (vagrant locust) is the source of this 1717-nucleotide messenger RNA. Its product is annotated as peritrophin-48-like. NCBI's taxonomy places the organism in Eukaryota, Metazoa, Arthropoda, Insecta, Orthoptera, Acrididae. Gene Ontology annotation, cellular component: extracellular region. Gene Ontology annotation, molecular function: chitin binding. Bases 56 to 1717 code for a protein of 553 amino acids. The record is from RefSeq and is a predicted model, not a curated record. The transcript is spliced from 5 exons.